AGAUGUACGCACGUUUAAACGCUAGGGGGCGAUCAUGCCUUGCAAAGAGCGUUUAGUAAAAUUACAGGAAUAAUAAGACUAGAUAAAACGUAGUCUGAUCAAAAUGGUUGUGACAUUUGCAUGAUUUUACGAUUUAUUAAUAAUUUAUCAUGCCGUGAGUGAAUACAACAAAUUGGAAGUACUCGAAGGAGCUACAACUGCUGGAUAGUAAAGGAUAUACAGUUUGUCAAGAUGCGUGCGAUUAGGAAAAGAGUCGUAAAUCAUAAUUAGCGAAUAGCAACGUUUACAUUCUAUUUCUAUCGAUGUCGAUGUCGGACGAGGAGAAGGAAGAGGAGAAGCCGUUCGCGGUGGAACGGGCGAAAAGCGGUCGCGCCAAGUGCAAAAAAUGCAAGUGCCCCAUAGAAAAGGACACCGUAAGGAUCGCGAAGCUAGUCGCGAAUCCGUUCUCCGAUGGCAAAAUGAAAGCCUGGUAUCACUUGAGCUGUCUGUUCGAGGUGUUCGCCAGACAACGGGCUACCACCAAGAGAAUAGACGAUCCCGAAGAAGAUGUAAGCGGUUGGCAGGAUCUGUGCGACGAGGACAAAACUGCGAUUCUUCAAAGAAUCGAGGAGUUUGAAAACUCGUCUCCGUUCAAGACUCCGAAGAUGACACCGGCCGCGAAUCAAUCCUCUGGCUCGAAGAAACGUAAACUCACUCGUACGACGGAGUCGGAUCCUUCUCCUAACAAAAAACCGAGGAAGAAAGAGAAGAAUGGCUCCACGUCCACCAUCGACGACGCAUCGGAUAUCUCAGGAUCGGAAAAGACGCCCGAGAAGGUGCGAAAACCGACGAGAGACGACGCGUUUCAGGAAUUUCAACGGGUCUGCGAUAACGUGGCCAAAGUCGACGCCUAUACCGACAAGACGGCGAUUCUAAGAAAGAUGCUAACCAGAGGGUCCGAAGGUGAUGGUUUCAACAGCGACGUAAAGCUGUGGUGCAGAAUGCUGCUUCCGGGGGCAGUGAAGAGGAUAUACAACUUGCAGAGCAAACAAUUGGUGAAGCUGUUCUCUCGUAUCCUGCUUGAGGACGAGGACGAGAUGUUGGAGCAUCUCGAGCAAGGAGACGUGAGCGAAACCAUCCGGGUGUUUUUUGAAAAGAGCGUAGCUUUAAAACCAGCUGCAAAAAGCGUACUUACAAUUCAAGAGGUGGACGAGUUUCUGCAACAGUUGUCGUUUCUAACUAAGGAGGACGAACAGAUUUGUCACUUUCGUUCGAUCGUUUCCAGAUGCACCGCAGGCGAUCUAAAGAUGAUCAUCCGGCUGAUCAAGCACGAUCUAAGGAUAAACGCUGGCCCGAAACAUAUUUUGGCCGCGGUACACGAUGACGCGUACAAAGCCUUUCAAACGUCCAGGGACUUGGACAGCGUGAUCGAACGAUGUUGGCGAGGAUCCUCGAAAUUCGAUAAACCGUCUUCGUCGCCGGGUUCAUCUUCCAACGUCAAGAUCACGCUCUCGCUGAUGACACCUGUCUUACCGAUGUUGGCGGAGGCUUGCAAAUCCGUGGAAAUGGCGAUGAAGAAAUGCCCGAAUGGAAUGCUGGCCGAAGUGAAAUACGACGGAGAACGGGUCCAAGUGCAUAAGAAGGGAAACGAAUUUCGGUAUUUCAGCAGAUCCUUAAAACCGGUGCUUCCUCAUAAAGUGAACCUCUUCAAGAAUUAUAUUCCGAAAGCCUUUCCAGACGGCGAUGACUUGAUUCUAGACUCCGAGAUCCUUAUGAUAGAUACGAAAACUGGACAACCAUUGCCCUUUGGUACCUUAGGCAUUCAUAAGAAAGCUGAAUUCAAGGAUGCCAAUGCCUGCUUGUUUAUCUUCGACUGUAUCUAUUAUAACGGGGUUGUUUUGUUGCAUAAACCCAUGAUGGAACGAAGGCGAAUUUUAAGAGAAAGUAUGACGGAGAUACCAAACAGGAUAAUGCUGUCGGAAAUCAAGGAAGUCUAUAAAUCUCAAGACUUGGCAGAAAUGAUUGCCAGGGUUCUUAAAAUGGGCCUCGAAGGAUUGGUGCUUAAGGACAUCCACAGCAAAUACGAGCCGGGUAAAAGACAUUGGUUGAAGGUAAAAAAGGAUUAUUUAUACGACGGUGCGAUGGCCGAUAGCGCAGAUCUCGUUGUGCUCGGCGCAUGGUACGGCACGGGAAACAAAGGUGGUAUGAUGUCGGUAUUCCUGAUGGGCUGCUACGACGAAGAUCGUGGCAACUGGGUAACAGUAACAAAAGUACACACCGGUCACGACGACGCAACCUUAGCCAUGCUUCAGGAUGAACUCGAUAUGAUAAAAAUAGGUAAAGAUCCGGCCAAAGUACCACUCUGGUUGCGCGCUAAUAAACCAAUGAUUCCUGACUUUGUCGCAAAGGAUCCAAAGAAACAGCCAGUGUGGGAAAUAACAGGAGCAGAAUUUACCAAUCAAGGUGUUCACACAGCUGACGGUAUUAGUAUUAGAUUUCCACGGGUAACGCGUAUUCGUUCUGAUAAAGAUUGGUCUUCCGCUACUACUUUGAACGAUUUGCGACGUCUUUUCAAGCAGAGUUCCGAGUCGAUAGAUCUUAGCCUUCUUUUGUCUUCGACCUCUGACCAUAAGGAAGAAGGUGACGAUAAGACAACCAGACAUGAUUCCUUGCCAAAUGCACAGGAGAAACAGGAAAGAAAAUUAAAAUCUCCGUCGAAAAGAAAUGACGAUUUUAAAAUGAUCAAGAAAAAUUGCUCUCCGAACAAGUCACUCGCAAAAUCAAAAGCUACCUCUAAUCGUGUAAGAGCCGACACUAGCAAAAGAACGAACGAAAAAGUAUGCAGCAGCGAAGGAACCAAUGUCUCGGAUCAAAAGGAUGCGAAACAAGCAGAAUUUUAUGCUUUCGUAAAUAACGAUUACAUAGAAUAUUCUGCCAUGGGAAUUCCACUAAAUUGGAUCGAGGGACGAAAGCCAGAAAACGGACUUCCGUCGGAUGCAAAACCAUUAUGUAAUCUAACAGAUAACGAAUUGACGUCUAAGAGUAUUUUAAAGGGCGCGCCAGUCAGUUUAGCGUCAGGUUUUACAAAAAGCAAGGAAGAAGACAUUCGCAAGUUACUCAAAACUCUCGGGGCCAAGGUGUUGAACGAUCAAGAGAGAUCCAGGGCCAUGUACGUGAUUCAUUCUUCCAAGGAGAUUCCAUCAUCCCUUGUGCGCGAGUUUGAGGACGUGUCGAAGACGGCAAGACACGUGAGUGUCUCUUGGGUAGAGGCAGUUGUCUCGACUUGCGAAAUUCAAGAAACGGAAGAGCAUGCGGUAGAACUGAUCGCCGAUUACUGUUCCUGUCCCUGUUUACAUCGGUGAUGUGCAGGUUCUCGACAUUCAUUUGCUACACCCGUAUCAGCAUGCAGUCUCUAUUUUCGGAUCGGUUUGGUGUCGCUCGGAAUGGAUCAUUCUUUGUGAAAGAAUGCGAUGAGUUUUAUACGUUGGAAUGAAAUUGUAAAUUUUUUAUCAGCUAUAAUAAUAAAGUUAUAAUGGCAGCUGUCAGGUGUAUUCGGAAUAAAGGAGUUAUUGGAACCGAG
This is a messenger RNA of Bombus pyrosoma, 3559 nucleotides long. It is a transcript of the gene DNAlig3, whose product is annotated as DNA ligase 3. The record is from RefSeq and is a predicted model, not a curated record. Gene Ontology annotation, biological process: DNA recombination; DNA biosynthetic process; mitochondrial DNA repair. Lineage: Eukaryota; Metazoa; Arthropoda; Insecta; Hymenoptera; Apidae. The transcript is spliced from 22 exons. Gene Ontology annotation, molecular function: DNA ligase (ATP) activity; DNA binding; ATP binding. The coding region runs from base 303 to 3341 and encodes 1012 amino acids. Gene Ontology annotation, cellular component: DNA ligase III-XRCC1 complex.